CUUACCCAACUCAUUAUGGCUACCAACAAAAGCACUCGUCAAAUUUUACUGUCGCUUAUUGAUGACAUGGAGCUGAUUGCCAAAGAAAUGAUUGAGAACACAAUUGCUCAAAAGCAUCUUAAAUUAUCAGGGACAGAAUACGGUCAGCUGGUGCAGUUGUUAGUCGCUAAAAACAAUGAUUUAAAAUCAAUGCUCAAGCAGGCUGCUGAGCAAGAAAAAAUAAAUAUUAAAAUGGAAGCUCUCAAAGCUGAGGUCGACAAACAGGACCAGGAUAUCCAGCAGUUGCAGCGUCAACUUAAGGAAGCUGAACAAAUUUUGGCGACGGCUAUUUAUCAAGCCAAGCAGAAACUCGAGUCAAUUGCGCAGGCUAAUAAAAAGCCAGUACCUUCUGAGGAGCUUAUUAAAUUUGCUCAUAGAAUCAGUGCUUCAAAUGCUGUUUGCGCCCCUUUGACUUGGCAACAAGGAUACCUGGGACGUCUUAGCGACUUACCUCUCAAUGGUUCAUUACUAGGAUCUCAUCCAGGAAUGCCGGCUGACUUACACAGAGCUGGUGCAGGCAGCGGUACUGGAAGUCACCCAGAACCACCCGCGUCUUUAGCAAAUCAAUUUGCCUGGCACCCAUCCGGAGAAUCAAUGAACAUUACCAUGGGUGGAGGUGCUGGACAAGGAAGUGUGCCUAUCAAUACCCACAAACAGGAAAAUGAAGACGUUGAAGUUAUGUCCACCGAUUCAUCCAGCAGUUCUUCCAGUGAUUCACAGUAA
Messenger RNA from Cotesia congregata, 762 nucleotides. NCBI's taxonomy places the organism in Eukaryota, Metazoa, Arthropoda, Insecta, Hymenoptera, Braconidae. The record is from the annotation of a GenBank genome assembly.